AUUUCUUAAGUAUUGACUACAUGUAGUCAUUAUUUAAGUGUGAGUUAAGACUCAUAUAUUUUGUUAGAUUUAUUGUUUCAUAACAAAGAAAUUUAUUUUGCUUUUAGAUCUGAAAAUACAGACAAAAACCAAAUGGUUACAUAUAUCCAAUUAUAUAGUAGUUUGUAACUAUAUAAAUAAAUAUUGCUUAAAAUGAGUUAAUCGUAAAUAUGUAUCAAUACGCUUAAAAAGGUGUGGUAUAUAUUUGUAAAACAAAUGUCAACUUGAUAAAAUGAGGUUUAAUAAGCAAGAGCUGGCUGCAUUAGCUUCGCAGACUUCUCAAAGUUUCGAUCGCGAAGGGGUCAUGGUGCUGAGGGAAAAGCAAGACGGAUUUUUUCGCCGUUCAGAAGGUUGCUCCUUACGCUGGUUUCGUCUCAGAGGCAACCUUUUAUUUUAUUUAAAAGGUCCUGAGCCAUGGCAUGAACCGGUCGGUAUAAUUGUCUUAGGUCAUCAUCAAGUUAAAGUACAGACUCAAGAUGAAAAUGGAUACUGGCCGUUUCAAAUAGUGUGGGAAAACGGAAUUAGCUAUAGAAUGGCCACAUUCCAUGAAGCUGAUCGUACAUUAUGGUUGAACGCUAUAAAAAUGGCACCAUAUGAUGUUGUAAAUGCACAAAUAAUUGCACUUAAAGAGAAACUUAACAAAAUAAGGGCAGUUACUGAUAUAACAACAUAUAGAUUGCAAAAAGGGAUUGUAUUAGAUACAAAUGAAGUACCGCUGUGUGAGCUAGCUCUGUCUUGUGAUAAUCUUUUAUGUGAUGCACAUGGUCGACCACCGUCACCACUUAUUGUAGUUUAUGUCAAAUAUUCUAAAGGCCUUUGUGUCAAAUAUGGAACAACAGAGAUUGUAGAGACUUGCAGUAAUCCCAGUUUUUCGAAGACUGUAUUGUUUCGUGCUAGUGAUGGAUUAACUCGAGAUGCAAUAGUAAGGAUAGUCGUAUACGACGUUAAAGAGAGAGUUUCAGAAACAGCUGUACCAAUGGGUUUCACUUCUUUGCAACUGAGUACUAUACAGGAAGCUCAAAGAUUACGAGUGGGACUUGUUACCCGUGACAACAAAACUAUUGGGUUUGUGACAAUAAAUGGAUGGAGCUUAGAACCUUCGUAUAUUGGAACCAGUCCAAGCCAUGCAAAUGAUAGAAAUUGUAUAGACGUCCCACAAAAAGUUCUAUGUCACCGACGUUCACAGUCACUACCUCCUAGGCUCGGUUUGAAGUUAAAAUUUCCGUCUUAUGGAAACCUUUUAAAACAGAAUUUCGUCAACAGCCAUCAAGUUACAUACAGGUUCCAUUCCGGCCUAGGAGGAGAUAUAACAGUUCACGAAAUUAUGGCUGAACCGAAACUGUGUUACCAAAUGCCGAUGCAAGUAUUAGAUAUAUACAUUCAACGAGAGAAAGAGCUCUUGGAAGAGCUCUUAUCAGUGGGAGAUGUCUGUGGACAUUGGAAAAGUAAACAGUUGGGAUUAGCGAGUACACAUGUAUCGUUAUUGAAGCAUUACUGCCAUUCUAAGAGGUGCUUACAUCAAGCUGAACAUGCAUACUUCAAAGCAAGUUCUAAGAAAGACGAUUCAAGCUUAGAAUUCGCUCCAAUAAACCUGCACCUUCAAAGGAUGUGGGUAUACAACGAUACCUUGAACAAGACUGGGUUUCAUGACGUCAUCACAGCGGGUGCGUUUGCUGCGCACACGCAUAAAGCUGAACGUACUGGCGGUUUAAUUAGACUCGUACAACAAGUGAAAGACAUAAGUAACACGAAGGCAGCAUUGAACUACGCAGCCGCGAAUAAGAUUCAGGCUGAAUACGAUAACGUUGUGGCGCUGAUAAGAUUACGAGACGAAAUUUCGACUGACAUGGACCGGAUAGUUGUUCUCUUACAAGCCGUUCAAAGGGAUGAAGUCAUUAAUAUAGCUGAGGUUAUUAAGACUAAAUUUAAAGUCAUGCUCGAACUGUGGAGACCCGCUGUCGUCGAGGAAUCGCUGGCAAUUAUUGGAUGGGCCAAACAUAGUUGCAGCGAUGACUCGGAAAAUCAAACAAUGUCAACGUUAGUGCGUCUCACGGAACAGUUGAGUCUCUUCGACGCGAAUUCAGAUUGCGAUACAUUCGAAGCUUCCUCCAGCUCUAGUUCCAAAGAAACGUCGCCCACAGUCGAUUUCGCCUCGUUUCCAUCGAGCUCCUACAUAUGUUCGAAUAAUUGCCAGAAACUCGAUAAAGAUUUAAAUAAGCACGGGAGCGAGUUGCAAUUCUAUAACGAUUAUUUCAACAGUGAAGAGCGUAAUAGAUUGAAUCAUUCAUUCAGAUCGGUCCGUUCGCCGACGAGGCCGAAAUUGAACGAUACUCAUAGUUUUUCAUUCGAUUCAAAAAGGACGAGGCAUGGGAGUUUGAGACAUGAUUUUAAAAGUACCGCAUCCUUGGAGCAAGUUUCGUAUCGAUGUCUCAUGGAGAGUUUGAGUGGAAUUGAUAAGAAAAAGAAUUCUGACUUGAAGAAGGAUUCUUCAUCUCUACCGAGUAUAGGCCAAAUAGAUUCGACGACACGAGAGAAUAAUCUGGCCUUUCUGAAAGGCAUCGGUGCUGAUGUCGAGGCGACUAUUAAUUUAGUUCUAGAAACAUCUACCAAAUUAGCUGAAGGUUCUGAAGAUAUAACGGAAGAUGAUCUCGAGUGUCUCAGGAGCCAGACAGAGGACUUCAAAUUGACGGCGGAGUCCUUGGCACGCUGGUCGCGUGUUGCUCACGCAGCUUUGCGACUCAGAUGCGAAUCACCCACAUGGGCUCGUGAGCACGCUGCCUUGCAGACUAGACGAGACACGUGUUUCUCACAAGCGCUCACAACGCUAACAGCGGGCUUGCUCUGUUGGUUCUGUUCAAUGCCCAGCGAUAUAAUCGUGAAGGUGUUAACUUCUGAACUUGGUCCACUAUGUGGUUUCGAAGGUCUUUUAAGCCUUUAUUCCACCGAGAAAGCGAUGUGGGGUGAUAUGGUCGUGGCUGUUGAGGAUCUCCAAACAGUUGUCUUUACAUUGACAAAAGUUGGACACAGUAAUAUGGCUAUACCUCAAGUGACUGGAACAAGAGGUGCGUUAACAGUCUACAUACCCGUCUCAGAUUCCCUCUACAAUAAAUUUACGAAUAAGCAGCACUUAAGCUUUACAAUAACGGCAGUAUUUUUCAAUAUCGGUGUAAAUGAAAAAGCAACGCUCGCUGAAGCCCUAGGCGAAACCACACCACAGUAUCAUUCAAAUAAUGACAACUUGGAUAGAGUUUAUAAAUAUUAUCACAAGUAUAAUAAAGUGUUCCCAGCUGAUCCACUGGCUCCUAACCGAGCAUCAUCAAGAACCAAGCCGUUAGAAGAAGUAAUGGAAAAUUUACGCAUUGCUGUUCAUAAGAAAGUUCCUAAGAAUAUAGAAGUACUACAUCUAGCUGCGUUAGCUACAAGACUUAUGAAUGGAAUACGAUAUACAUCGUGUAAAAGUGCAAAAGAUAGAACUGGAAUGUCAGUAACGUUAGAACAAUGUACGAUACUGGCCUCCGAAUAUCAUUUAGCAGAACACGAAAUGAAAAAGGCACUCAAUAUAAUGAGAAGUGAAGGGUGUCGACGAGAGAACACAUACAAGAAUAUCGGCAUUAGAAAGUUCGCGUUUACAAAAAAGCAAGUGAUGUCACUUCCCGAGGAAUACAGGCCGCCCCCCGGUACUUAUGGUUCAACCCAGACUUAAUUCAAAUGCAAUAAUCCCUUUACUAAUAUAAGUAACGUUGUAUAGUUUUCGUAUUGUAUACAAUAUUUUGUCUUCUUCAUCGAAAGUCGCAUUACUUAUGACAUGACAGAGAGAAGCAAAUCGGUAGUCUUAUAAUAAAUGUACUUAAAAAUAAUUUGACAACCGAUGAUGAAUUCCUAAAAGUAUAUUAAAAAACGAAAUAUAUAUUAUUACAUAACAUAUAUAAAUGUAAGUAGUGUUAUUAAAUUAUUUGGUUAAAACUGUCGGAAGGUUACCGAAACAAAAUGAAAAAAAUAUGCACAUAGUAAAGUUGCAUAGUAAACUAGUAAACAAGUGCAAAAUCAUGAAAAUUCCAUUUUCAGACAAAUUUUCGUACAUUUUUAACAUAUAUAAUUAAAUAUUGAGAAUGACGUUUCAGCUGCAUUCGGUGAUAUAUUAAAUUUAAUAUGAGAUGUCAAUACUUAUUUUUAUGUAAAAUUGCUUGAAUGCUUAUUGGAGAACAGACGAAAAUACCAAAUUUAUUUAUGACAACUAAUUAAGUCGUAAUAUUAGUUUAGCGUAAAGCUCCAAUGAUACAUGGAGAUCAAACCUUGUUUUUAUAUAUUCCAUUAGAUUUGUUGGCUCUGCUAUGCACUACAAAACAGUGUUAUUAUGUUUACAUAAUACUUCCAAAGUUACGAUAUCAAUUUCACCGAUAUUCAAAUUGUAUUUUCUUCACGAAUCCACUAUGCAUACAAUAGAUUAUUUAAGAUUACAACCAAUGACGUCAUGUCAUGUUAAAGUCCUAACUUGUUUUUUUAUCUUUGCUCAUCCUGCCGUUGAAAUAAACAUGUAUUCUCACAUUAAAUAUUUGGAAGUAUUGACUAUGUCAAAAGUUGAUAGUUUAAUUCAAAAAGGUUAUAUAGUGAGGUAUCUUUCUUCCGAUGUCCAUGCCAAGAAUAUUGUACUUACGUAAAAUAAUUUCAUAAUAAAAUGUAAUGAUAUUCAAUAUUUUAUAGGAUUGAUUUAUAUAUUUGAGGGUAUAGAAGUACCUUAGCUGGGUAAUUACAGAAAAGUACUGAUAUAAAAUAAGUAUAGGUAGUCGAUAGGGGGAUAUAGAAGUUCGUGCAGAGUUACUUAUUGGAUGUUCGUUUGAACAUUUAAAUUUAUGAUAAUAUUUUCAAUGUGAUGUGAUACAUGGCAAUGUUACCUUAUAUUAUUUUUUAAAUUUAAUACUUUAAAUGAGAUAAGAAUCUCACUUUUUUUUUUUGAAAUUUGUAAUAUCGUCAUGAACUUAAUAUAUAUGUGCACUAAUAUUGAUAUUUAUUUAGUCAUGCAUUUUUUUAUUUAAUCGUUUUAAAUUAGAGCAUAAUAAGCUAGUUGAUGUUAUUUUCGAUAUGAUAUAAUUAUGUUUGAUAUGUGUCCGCGAAUAGCUGUGUUCUGCUAUUAACAAUACUGAAUUCACGUUAAAUACUCUUGUAUAGUGCGGAUAUUAAUGCGUGUGUAUAAAAAUGACGUAUGUACACAUGUUGGUCAAAUGCAGAAAUUUUCCAAUUGUGGAUCUCUACGAAGUAUGGUUAAGUAAUUAAGCAGAUUGCUAAUAAUGUUCAAUAUGAAAUUUAGUUUAUUGUGUAUUUUUAAAUUGUCAAAUAUUAUGUUGUUUUCAGUUUUUGAUAUAUUUAUUUUUAUUUAUAGUAAACGGCUCGAGAGCUCAUGCUCACGAUGCAAAAUAUAAUCAAUGGUUGAUGAUAAUUUUAACGAAAUAUUUUUUGUAAAGGCAAUCUUUUAAACUUAAACACGUCUCUUUAAGUAUUAUAUUUAUACGAGGAAGUAUUAACUAACUGUGACAGACUUAGUUACUUACGUAGUAUACUUUUCACAAUAAAACAUCACAAUAUCACAAUGGAAUACGUAUCUUUAUAAAUAUAUAUAUAAUGAUAGAAUAGAUUAUAAUAUUUCUAAUAGCAAUACAUCAACAAAAAACCGUAUUUUGUGACCUAUGAUAAUUCAAUGUGCCUAAAAUAUAUUUCGAUAUAUAACAAUGUUUUCUAAAAUAAUCGUAGAAUAUGAUAAUACCACCGGUUCUUCCAAGUUAGUUGUGCCAAAUAAUUUUGUUCUAAAUAUUAUAUUUAUUAUUUCAUAAUAUACAAGUACUUAUUGGUAGUGUAAGACAUUUUUCUAUUAAUAAAAGUUAUAUUGUAUCACAUUUAAUAUUAUUGUAAUUUUUUUAAUAACUUUAAAUUCAAUUGUAGAACGCAUGUUAACGAAUUCAAACCUUAUAGAUAUCUGAUUGAAUAAUGUAAUCCAGUUAUAGUUAAAAGGUCCACUUUUUGGUCCGAAUCCGUAAAAACAAUAUAGAAUAUUUAUAUUAUUGUAUUGUAUUUUUAUAGUAUUAUUAGUCAUAGUAUGCACAAAUACACUUAAAACAAUUAUCAAUCGUUCUUCCGAUCAACGAAUAAUUCUAUCUUGUGCCUUUCGCGGCUUGCUAUUAAUUACGUGGAAUGAAAUAAUACGAAGGAAUUAUUAUAAUAUCGUCGCUUUAUCUUAGAAGAUAUUUCUGUUGAAUAUCGCAAAAGUUCAUCGAUAAUUCUAAAACGUAUUUAUAGCCUCCAACAAUGAACAAGGAAUGUUUGUUCAACAUCAUGUUUAUUCGUAUUAAAAGGUUUUGAAUAAGUGGAAUACAUAUAUAUAUAUUUUUGAAUACUGGAGUAUUUUAUAUUGUUUUCAGAUGACCAUAUCUUUUAAGGUAAAAAUAGGAAUCGUAAGAAUCUAGUCUGUUUAACUUCUUCUAUUCGUUUUUUAACUUAAAAUUAAUAUAAAAAUUAGUUACUAGUUAAUGUAUUUUCAACAAUUGAAUUCUGUAAGGGUAGAUCUUAUUUCUAAUCUCAUAAUAUCAUGGUGUUUUUUUUUUGGACAACGAUAUAUGUAGCAAGUGUAUAUAUAAUAUAGUUUCUAAGCACAUUAAAAAACUCGUAGUGAAGUAAAUGUAUCAACUAGUUACACAGAUCAGAUACUCGUUAACUUUAUCUUGUACUAGCUGUUACCCGCCGACUUCGCUGGGUAAAAUGAGGAAGGAGGAUCGAAGAAAAAAAAAAAUAGUCUAUACCCAUCUACGUACGAC
Molecule: messenger RNA, 6842 nt
Organism: Vanessa atalanta (red admiral)
Lineage: Eukaryota; Metazoa; Arthropoda; Insecta; Lepidoptera; Nymphalidae
Product: inositol polyphosphate-4-phosphatase type I A-like
Exons: 19
Coding region: 272-3742 (1156 amino acids)
Cellular component (GO): cytoplasm
Molecular function (GO): phosphatidylinositol-3,4-bisphosphate 4-phosphatase activity
Source: RefSeq, a predicted model, not a curated record